Fonsecaea erecta is the source of this 1323-nucleotide messenger RNA. RefSeq lists its product as hypothetical. Bases 1 to 1323 code for a protein of 440 amino acids. The record is from RefSeq and is a predicted model, not a curated record. Gene Ontology annotation, molecular function: iron ion binding; oxidoreductase activity. Gene Ontology annotation, biological process: lipid biosynthetic process. Lineage: Eukaryota; Fungi; Ascomycota; Eurotiomycetes; Chaetothyriales; Herpotrichiellaceae. The transcript has a single exon.
AUGGCGAACGCAACCUUUUCAGACCUACCUGCUCUCCCUUCCUAUACCCUGAGCCCCCGGCCCUCUAUGAUCCCAGGAGUGUCAGAUCCCCUCCUUCAACUGCUCGCUCCUGUCAUUGCCUAUUGGGUCGUCUCAGCCUUCUUCCAUAUCUUGGAUACCUAUGAUCUGUGUUCACAGUAUCGAAUGCACACUCCAGCCGAAGUGCUCAAACGCAAUCACGUCACUAGGUUCGAAGUCUUCAGGGAUGUUAUUAUACAACAAAUAGUCCAGACGGUGUUUGGAUUGAUUAUCGCUUCCUUCGACCCUGUUGAAACCAUUGGUAAAGAGGAGUACGAUAUUGCCGUCUGGGCCCAGCGUCUGCGCAUCUCCGAAAGAUAUAUUCCAACCUUGCUUGGUUUCAUCGGCUUGGAUGCCAUGUCUCUCGGCCGAAAACUACAGCACAACUAUCCUCAGCUCGCGGGUGCUUUAACCGGAGGCAUUUAUUCGACCCCGUCCUUUGCAGAGUGGGAAAUGAGAGUCGCGAAGUCGAUUUAUUGGAUUGGCAUUCCCUUGAUUCAAUUUACUGUCGCCACCCUCAUUGUAGACACAUGGCAAUACUUCCUCCAUCGGGCCAUGCACAUGAACAAAUUUCUUUACACCACCUUCCAUUCUCGGCACCAUCGAUUGUAUGUUCCCUAUGCAUACGGAGCACUGUACAACCACCCCUUGGAAGGCUUCAUGCUCGACACACUUGGAACGGGCGUAGCCUAUUUGACAACUGGAAUGACCAUCCGACAAGGCAUGUGGUUCUUUACUUUCUCUUCAAUCAAGACGGUUGAUGACCAUUGCGGAUAUGCCUUUCCAUGGGAUCCUCUGCAACAUGUCACCUCCAACAAUGCGGCUUAUCACGACGUGCACCAUCAGAGUUGGGGCAUCAAGACCAAUUUCUCGCAACCGUUCUUCACAUUCUGGGACCGCUUUCUUAACACUGCAUGGACUGGUGGGGAUGUGUCAGCCCGCUACGAACGCGACAGGAUUGCAGCCCAAAAGAAAGUGGACGCAGAUGCUGUUGCCGCCUCCGCUUCAGUUGUCAACUCGCCGAAGAUUGAUAUGGAUAAUGCAGAGCAACAAGCCCGCUCGAGUCAGAGGCAGGUCCUUGACGACAAGGCGAAUGGUGGACCUCGAGUGCCCGAGGAAGAAGCAAGGGAAGAGCAAGAGGUCAAACAAGCUUUGCGGCGAAGCAACAGACGCAAGAGUGGCUUCGAUGCUAAGUCAAUAUCGGACCGUGUUGCAGGCAUCCACAGCAGGAGCCCUGCAAUCCUCCAUGCAGACGGGAUGCAUUGA